Molecule: messenger RNA, 843 nt
Organism: Penicillium soppii
Lineage: Eukaryota; Fungi; Ascomycota; Eurotiomycetes; Eurotiales; Aspergillaceae
Product: putative transcription factor RfeG
Exons: 3
Coding region: 1-843 (280 amino acids)
Source: RefSeq, a predicted model, not a curated record
AUGACAGGCCGCUAUGAAGCACGCCCGGAGCGUCAAAAUGAAUAUUUCAUCCCUGGUGAAGGAAUCAGCCGAGAAGUCAUUCAAGCAGAUAUCUGUCGCUACCUUGGAAACGAUGCCCUCGUGAGACCUGGCAACCACAAUGGCCGCCCAGGAUUCUUUAUCCGUGCCUAUCGGAAUCUCACAUCUGAGAUGAUCACUGAUUUGAAGGCUGACUCCGCUCGCUGGGAGGCGGACGUCUCACGCCGGGCUGACCUAGGCUACCCGCGGGGCAGUUACAAUCAAGACAUGCCUCACUCUAACCCCCCAGCACAAGGGAACUAUGCCGCUCCAGCUAUUCAUGAGCCCCGUCAAUCACAGGGACAAUCCCCUACACCAUUCACUGCAGCUCCCGCUCAGUCAUAUACUAUGGAUCCUUAUUCCCAAGGCCCCUACAGUGGAUCCCAGAGUGCCCCCUACACACAAGCGUCAUCAUACACACAGCAGCCAUCAUACACAACACCGUCAACUCACUCGCCAUAUCCACCUAGUCAAGCCCAGUACCCUCCGCCCCAGGUUUCCUACUCUGGCUCCAAUCAGCCCAUCGUGACCUCGGCGGACAUGCACCCCCAGUCGUACACAUAUGCCCCCACGAGCUAUGGCUACGACAAUGGCCGAAGCAAUGCUCCCCGAUACCCGGGGCCUGGAUAUGAUGCCGAUCAGGACUACUCUCCCGUAACUUCCGGGAUGGCUUAUCCUGCAACUAGUGCCCCGGAUCCCCGGAUAGGAAUGGAGCCCAGGUUCACUCCAGAAUAUGAGCGCAGGCCACAAGCAACCAGAAAUGAAGCUCCCCAUCGUCGGCGGUAG